This is a messenger RNA of Vollenhovia emeryi, 1117 nucleotides long. RefSeq lists its product as uncharacterized. The transcript is spliced from 4 exons. Lineage: Eukaryota; Metazoa; Arthropoda; Insecta; Hymenoptera; Formicidae. The coding region runs from base 191 to 574 and encodes 127 amino acids. The record is from RefSeq and is a predicted model, not a curated record.
GUCACCGUCAACGAGCAGAAACUUGAGGAACCGUGACCUUCCUGUCGAGUGACAAGAUUUGUUCCUUGAUGGUGGAACAGUUUCAUACGGAAUCUCCUUGAAGAAAGAGUUCUCUGAAUGGAAUCGCAAUCAGUGUUACGCAAUUUAGCAAACCUUUCUAUUCUGGUAUAAUUUUUUUACGUCAAAGAACAUGACGUUCAAGUCUCUAACGGGUCUUGGAGGCUUCGGAAAAGCUCCUUGGGACAUACCUGUCGAGCGUUAUCACAGUGACGGUAGUAGUUAUCAUCAUCAUGGAUAUCGUGGCUCUAAGGGAAAAGGUGGAAAUAGCGCUGCGCUAAGUGCGCUGACCUUGCUCGCUUUUCUAUUUCUCUUAAAUGUUAUGCAGCAAUCCUUACAGGAUAAUAACUCGACGCUCGUCCCAACGACCACUACGCUGUUAUUGCGAGAUACCGAGUUACCAAUUACCUUGGACAAUGGAGAGGAAAAGAAAACCGAAACGCAAAACUUUGCACGUACAGCAGGCUCACAUGUCUCAAAAGCGACGGUAAAAGAUUACACGCGACGUCAAGUCUAACACAGCCUAGUAAACUAUGUGAUAUUUUCUAGACAACUUUUUUCCAAUGUCUCACAUUUUUCUGAUAAAUCUUUCAUUCUCAAUGUUCUUUUAAGUUACAAUUAACUUGGCAUAAAUAAACAAACAAUAAAUAUUAUAUAUUGACAAAAUUUGUAAGGAGUGUUGAGGAUAUUUAGUAUAAAAGUUUAAUGGAAGGAGAUUAGCCAAGAUUUCGAGAUCAAACAAGUGUAAUUCAGUUAUAUUAGAUCAUUAAUAGAAGCUAUAUAAGAGUGCAAUCUAAUGUUUACUGGGUUUUAAAAUAAGCCUAAUUAAUUUCAAGUUAAUGAUACGAUUGGGUGUUACAUGUCAUAAAACAUGGUUUUUAGUUAUAAUAAAAAAAUACACUGACACAAAUACUAAAAUGUAUAAACUGGAAUCCAUUCAAAGCCAUAAAAGGCAUAUCGAUUAAAGAUAAGUAAAAUAUAUAAAUAUUAAACAAAAUUUAUUAUUUCGAUAACAAUAUUCAUGAUAGCAUUAUGAGACAUCAUUGUGGUACUUAACAUU